This is a messenger RNA of Guillardia theta CCMP2712, 780 nucleotides long. RefSeq lists its product as hypothetical. The record is from RefSeq and is a predicted model, not a curated record. Lineage: Eukaryota; Cryptophyceae; Pyrenomonadales; Geminigeraceae. The transcript is spliced from 9 exons. Bases 1 to 780 code for a protein of 259 amino acids.
AUGGAGGCUGAUGCCCAAGUUGGUGAUAAAAAAACCCUGUCAAGCUACGAGAGAGGCAAGGCGAUCCAAGAGAUCUCGCUCUUUGGAGAGAGUGUGAAGCUGCGAACGGACGAUUACGUUGGAGAAGGAGGGUGCGUGUGGUCCGCAGGGACUCGGUUGAGCCAAUUUCUGACGGAGACAGGAAUAUCCUUGCAAGAUCGAAAUGUUUUGGAGUUGGGAAGUGGGACUGGAGCGCUGGCGAUCGCACUAGGUCUGCACGGAGCGAGAGUGGUGGCGACAGAUGUCCCUUGGGUCUUACCCCUCUUGCAAGAGAAUGUUGAGAAGAACAGUCACCAGUUUCAGAGGGAGUCGCAGGUGGUGGUCAAGGAGUUGAACUGGGACCAAGUGGAGAACUUUGACCUCUCGAACCUGACAGUCAUUGACUAUGUGAUCGCGUGUGAGUGCAUCUACUCGCUGGAGGAAGGAGGCCUUGCAGAAACCUUUGGGUUCAAGACCGACGCUACGACCGAGAGGCUCUUGAAGCUUCCAUGGGCUGCCUCUGAUGUGAAGUCGCAGACGAUCCUGGUUCUAUGUGGCAAAGGAAAACAGCUGCUCAUCGUCAAUCGGAUCAGAAGCUCCAACAAUCUUGAGAGACAGUUCGUCCUCCAGCUAUCUUUGCAUUUCAACCUCGAGUGCAUGAUUGACACAGGAAAGACGAUGAGCAGGUUUAAUAUCACAAGUCUUGAAGACAUCGAGCUGUCAAAGGGAAGCAUACUGUUCGUUCACGGGUGUCGGAUCUGA